Messenger RNA from Nymphaea colorata (pocket water lily), 1251 nucleotides. Its product is annotated as G-type lectin S-receptor-like serine/threonine-protein kinase LECRK4. The transcript has a single exon. Gene Ontology annotation, biological process: recognition of pollen. Lineage: Eukaryota; Viridiplantae; Streptophyta; Magnoliopsida; Nymphaeales; Nymphaeaceae. The record is from RefSeq and is a predicted model, not a curated record. The coding region runs from base 1 to 1251 and encodes 416 amino acids.
AUGGAUCUGUUUGCUGCACUAUUGACCUGCCUCUGUUUGCUGAUACUAUCCUCAGCUAGCGCUUAUGGAAGCAUACCUCUGGGUUCAUCACUCUCAUCCAAAAAUACUGGAGUCGCCUGGACUUCGCCGUCCGGCGACUUUGCAUUCGGUUUCUACCCUGUCCCCGGCAAUCUCUUCGUGGUCGGCAUCUGGUUCGACAGGAUCCCAGGGAAGACUCUGGUUUGGACGGCCAACCGGGACAAGCCGGCGGCUAGAGGAUCCACGGUGCAGCUCACGGCCGAUGGCACACUGGUAUUGAAAGAUGGCCGUGGUGCCAUUGUCAUGACAAUUGCGUCCAGUCCCAGCGGCGGCGUUGCCUCCGCUGCGAUGCUAGACUCCGGCAACUUUGUGCUCCAAGGCUCAGCCGGAUCUGCUGAUCUCAAAUGGCAGAGCUUCGACCACCCCACGGAUACCAUCCUGCCCGGGCAGGUCCUCAACCCCGAGUCCGAGCUCCGUGCUGCUUCAUCAGACAGCGAUCUCUCCACCGGAAAGUUCUUCCUCAAGAUGCAGAGCGACGGCAAUCUCGUGCUCAAUCGAGACGGCAACCCGAUCGACCAAUACAACAUUGCUUACGCGUCCAACACAGCCGGUACUCCGGGAAAAUUGGUCUUUGAUGGAACAGGCAGCAUCUACAUCUUGCGCUCGGACAACACCAAAUACGUGCUGACGCCCUCCGGAAGCGUUCCCAUUCCGGCGAGCAGCUCCUACCAAAGAGCAACCCUCGGCUACGAUGGCGUUUUCCGGCAAUACACCUUCCCAAAGACGAGCAGCAGCAGCUCUAGCUCGCAGACUUGGACCAGAAUAUGGGCUACCACAGAAGACCCGUGCACCGUCCCCGGCAUCUGCGGGGUGAACGGGUACUGCGUCCUCGGAGCCGAUCAGAAACCCCGCUGCCUGUGCCCCAACAAGUACAGCUACCUAGACCCGAGCAACAUGUUCAUGGGGUGCAAGAAUGAUUUCCCGGUGCAGGACUGCAGGGGAGGUCAGCAGUACGUGCUCGAGUCGAUCGCGAACGUGGACUGGCCGUUCGGAGACUAUGAGAUGAUCAACAACAUGGACGAGGAGAGAUGCAGGGCGGCGUGCAUGUCCGAUUGCCUCUGCACGGUGGCCAUUUACAGGGUGCAGACGUGCUGGAAGAAGAAGGUCCCUCUGUUCAGGGGCCGAAUGAAUGUGGAUAUACAGUCUGUUGCUCUUAUCAAGGUGCCAAAAUAA